This is a messenger RNA of Vitrella brassicaformis, 805 nucleotides long. NCBI's taxonomy places the organism in Eukaryota, Vitrellaceae. The record is from the annotation of a GenBank genome assembly.
AGACAAUUGAGCGUGGCGGCUGCAUGCUUUUCUUGUGCUGGCACUAAUGGCAGGGGCUCGGCUGGAUCUGAACGAUGAGUUGAUAGCGGUAGCGAGCGCCGGGCAUUUCUUCCUCGGCCAUAAGGCACACAUUGCCCUGCGGGUCGUCGCGAUUCCACACGAUAUUCAUGGCCCGGCACGUGAUCUCGUUGCAGCCCAUAAGACGGCCCAGCUGCACCGUCUGCCGCUCCUCCGAGAUGGUCAACCUCCUUGGGUCGGCGGAUCUGUCGCUCUGUGGAUGCAUGCUGCUGGCACAAGAGGCACACUCGCUAGUUGACGCCGCGAUGGCUGAUGCUGGUGUGAGAAGGGUUAAAAGGGCGGCUGCUGUUGUGAGAAGAAAACGCAGGGAUCAUCCGCUGGUCCGCUCCGCCAACAGACAAACUGAUCAGCUGCGCUGCGAAGCCUCUGAUCUUAGGAAAGAUCGGUAGAUCCAACACGCAGCAGAAGGAAAAGAAAUGCAAUGUUCAGCAGAUGUGCUUGCGUAUUGUUGGUGCUGUGCGGUGGUGGCUCAUACGCAUGGUGAUGGUGGCCUGCUUGAACUUCAUGAAGACGGCGAAUUCGUCCACUCAGAUAUAUGUGCGAGAAGGAAUGCCCCUUCCCCUCCAACGCGUGACAUUUCAAUUGGCGCCUGCCCUGCAUUUGAUGACAUACACAUCACACAAAUGACAGCAUCAGCCAAGUAUACGCAUGCUGUCGCUCCCUGUCGUUACGUACCUGACACAAUUCGCAAGACAAUUCGCUUGCUGCCGAACGGCUGCAGUCGUAG